CAACGGCAUAAAUUGCUGUCAGAUCACAAUCCCCUCUUACCUCCAGUUCAUAAACGCAUCGUUUAGAGGUAUCUCUGCUUCAGAGGAUCAUGAGCAAUGCAGGGUUGGAUUUAUGGUUGAUAAAGAAUGGUUCAGUUAUUCUAGAGUGACAAGGGCAAUGGAGUAUGUACCAGUGGUGUUAGAAUGGGGAAUCAGUAAUGGAACUUGCAGGGAUUCGCCUGAAAGGAGCUCCAAUAGGGGAAAUUCAACCAAUCUCUGCGGCAGUUAUGCUUCCUGUUCAACUAAAAUGGGCGAAUAUUACCAUUGUUCUUGCAAUUCUGGCUAUGAAGGAAAUCCGUACCUUUCUUGUCAAGAUAUCAAUGAAUGCGAAGAUCCGAGAAAUAAUUUGUGUCCAGAGAUAUCCAUGUGUGAAAACAGGCCAGGAAGCUACGCGUGCUUCUCUUGGAGUAACGACGGCUAUGCCUAUUCCAAAAGACGGGGUGAUCAUUACAAGUAUAGGUUCUGGUCUUGGGCUACUUUUUCUGCUCGGUGGCUCAUGGUGGCUAUACAAGUUAUUAAAAAGGCGAAAAGAUUUCAAUCGCAGACAAAAGUUCUUUAGAAGGAAUGGUGGUCUACUUUUGCAACAACAAUUAUCUUCGUCUGAAAGUAAUAUCGAGAAAACAAUGUUUACGUCGAAGGAGCUAGACAAGGCUACAGACUGCUAUAAUGAGAAUAGAAUCCUCGGCCAAGGAGGGCAAGGCACAGUUUAUAAAGGAAUGUUGUCUGAUGGAAAGCUAGCUGCAAUUAAAAAGUCAAAGCUAGUGGAUGAGAGUAAACUUGAGCAAUUUAUUAAUGAAGUGGCGAUUCUCUCACAGAUUAACCAUAGAAAUGUUGUUAAAUUACUAGGUUGUUGCUUGGAGACAGAAGUUCCUUUACUUGUGUAUGAGUUCAUUCCUAAUGGAACACUCUUCCAACAUCUGCAUGAUCCUAAUGAAGAGUUUCCAAUUACAUGGGAAAUGCGUCUACGGAUUGCCACAGAAGUUGCAGGUGCUCUGUCUUAUUUGCAUUCAGCAGCUUCCAUGCCUAUUUAUCAUAGAGAUAUCAAGUCUUCAAACAUACUCUUGGACAUGAAAUAUAGAGCAAAAGUAUCUGAUUUCGGCACGUCAAAAUCAAUUGCAAUUGAUCAAACACAUGUGACCACUCGAAUACAAGGGACUUUUGGAUACUUAGAUCCUGAAUACUUUCAGUCAAGUCAGUUCACAGAAAAGAGUGAUGUUUAUAGCUUCGGAGUAGUUCUUGUCGAGCUUUUAACCGGACAAAAGCCUAUUUCUUCGAUGCGAUCAAUUGAAGAGAGAAGUUUAGCAACAUAUUUUUUACUUUCAAUGGAGGAAAAUCGUUUGUUUGAAAUUCUUGAUGCUCGAGUUCUCAAGGAAGGAGCCAAAGAAGAUAUUGUAGCAGUUGCUAAACUAGCAAAAAGGUGCUUGAACUUGAACGGAAAGAAGAGGCCUACAAUGAAAGCAAUUGUGAUGGAAUUGGAAAGGAUUAGAGCAUCAAAUGGAAAUUGUUGCAUCAUUGAACAUGAUGACGAGUAUGAAGAGAUUGAUUUUUCUCAAGGUGAUUAUACUGCACAAUGGGAUGGAGCUUCUUCUUCAACUGUGUCGUUUCAAAUUAGUAGUGCACCUGUGGCAUCAGAUGGGCAACCUUUGCUUUCUAAUGCCUGAUCAUGGAAGGUUUGUAAAACUAGAAUUCGCUCGGAAGGUCAUGAUAUAGUUCUGAUGUAACAGUAUAAUUGUGGACAUAUAAUAUAUUAUGGUUUAGAAUUGUAUUUUACUCGAAUUUUUUUUUUUUUUAUGAUCAUUUGUUUAUGAUAUUAUUAUA
Messenger RNA from Manihot esculenta (cassava), 1857 nucleotides. Its product is annotated as putative wall-associated receptor kinase-like 11. Gene Ontology annotation, cellular component: plasma membrane. Lineage: Eukaryota; Viridiplantae; Streptophyta; Magnoliopsida; Malpighiales; Euphorbiaceae. Gene Ontology annotation, molecular function: protein serine/threonine kinase activity; ATP binding. The record is from RefSeq and is a predicted model, not a curated record. Gene Ontology annotation, biological process: protein phosphorylation; cell surface receptor signaling pathway. The transcript has 5 exons. Bases 198 to 1700 code for a protein of 500 amino acids.